CAGAAAACAAGCCACAAGCUCUCUGUUUUUGCCUUGAAUACGCUGCUUCGUUCUAAUCCAUUCUACGGAGUCCCGAGUCCCCAGGCGGCUUGAAUUAGCAAUCGGCGGUACGUCAUCCCCGGGGUCCUCUGGGCUGCUUCCCUUGCCUUGAGGUCCUGGUUACAUCUACCAGUACAUCAGCAUGUACCUAGACAACUAGAAUCAAUUUUUUUUUUCGGCCUUACUUUUCUUCACCUAACGUACUCGUACAGUAGCGGUGCGCCUCUGCCAUCUUCCGCAUUUGGACGCGCAAAACAAAUUGCCGUCCUGACCUCUUCUCCUCCUCCACCUCCGCACCACCCGAAGCAGCUUCGGUAUAGCUACAGCACCUGUUGUGUUCUGAGUUGCUGCUCUGUACUCGUACUGCGAGCCCCCACCAAUUAGAGCUCUGUGCUGGUCAUCUUCUCGAACCCUCAAGCACCAGACCGUCUCUUCCGCUUUCACACUUUAUUCACUACCUUACCUGCCUACGUAACUGCGACACCGCAAAGCCAAGCUUUCGCACCGACUCUAGCCCUUCGCCUAAACAUCAUCAUCACACUUCCACCACCAGCGAAAAAAGUUCAAUAGACGCUCUUCCACCAUGUCGAGCGGGCAGAAUCCUUAUUCGCAAGGCCCUACCCAGGAGUCUGGAUACGGCGGCGGCUAUGGUCAGCUAAACCCAUAUGCCACCAAUGCGAGCGAUAAUGCGUCGCCGUACAACACCAGCAACAACUAUGAGAUGCAGGACUACAACGCUGCUGGCAAUGGCUACUCCCAAGAGCAGGGAUCCCGGCCCACAGUCCUGUCGCAGCAAGACUUCCUCAACCGCGUGCAGAGCCUGCGCAACGACAUCAAGGCGCUGACUGGCGACAUUGACUUCAUUGGACAGCUGCACCAGCGCACUCUCAGCGCCACUGACCAGGAUGCGAACCAGCAGCUGGAGCACUAUGUUGCGCAGACGCAAAUCCGCAACACCGCCAUCAAGGAUGGCAUCAAGGGUCUUGAGCGCGACCUGCUCAAGACAACAGACGCCUCUCGCACUACCAAGAAGACCCAGCUCGAGUCGCUCAAGACCUUUUUCAAGUCCGAGCUCGACAAGUACCAGAGCAUUGAGCGUGACUACCAGGCGCGCUACCGAGAGCAGAUUGCGAGACAGUUUCGCAUCGUGAACCCGGAAGCGUCGGAGGAAGAGGUGCGAGAGGCCACAGAGGCCGACUGGAGCAAUGAGGGUGUUUUCCAGACUGCUCUUCGCACCAACCGCACUGGCCACGCUGCCUCUCUGCUUGGCAAUGUGCGCGCUCGCCACAAUGAGCUCCAGCGAAUCGAGCAGACUCUCUCCGAGCUCGCCAUCCUUUUCCAGGAACUUGCUGCUAUGGUCGAGCAACAGGAGAACGUAGUUGUUGCCGCCGAGGUAAACGCCGAGAACACAGUCCAGAACAUCGAGAAGGGCAACGAGCAGGUCAGCCAGGGUAUCGAGCACGCCCGCCGCACCCGCCGCCUCAAGUGGUGGUGCGCCUUCAUUGUUUUCCUCAUUGCCCUGGCCAUUGCUCUCGGCGUUGGUCUUGGUGUGGCUUUGACCAACAAGCAUUAAUCGGCCUUGACCAUCAUCUGGCCAUUGCCCCAAUUAUUAUUUGCUCUUUUUUUUUCUUAUUUCUCAAACUUCAAACAGGGGGAGCCUCUUUCUAUGGCUCACGGGGCGUAAUUAUUUUUUCCUUUUUUCUUCUUCUUAGACCAUGAAAUAUGUAUCCAACUGCAACUGGAGGAGCAUUACGCCUCUUCGCAGCGAACGACUAUUUGUACAAUCUUAAUUCUUACUUCGAGACGCUACGCUGGGGAGAAAGGGGGGAGGGGUGGAAAGUAGUGUCGAUUGCAGCGGCAAAAGGACGGGGAGAAUGAAAUAACCCGGCGAGGAGAAAAGCGGAUUUCGCGUGGAAAUUGGGGGAGGCCGAUUUGAUGAAUCUUAAUGCCAUGAACUCUCGGAUGCUGAUGACUUGGAAGGACGGGCAAGGGAAGGAGGCGGGAGUUCAUGUGGUUGGUACGGAUGAACAUAGGAUAGGGCUUUUUAUAACUUUAUGAAGUGGACAAUGAUGAGGAUUUGCUUUU
Messenger RNA from Trichoderma virens Gv29-8, 2124 nucleotides. RefSeq lists its product as uncharacterized. Gene Ontology annotation, molecular function: SNARE binding; SNAP receptor activity. Bases 623 to 1612 code for a protein of 329 amino acids. The record is from RefSeq and is a predicted model, not a curated record. The transcript has 3 exons. Gene Ontology annotation, cellular component: endomembrane system; plasma membrane; SNARE complex. Gene Ontology annotation, biological process: intracellular protein transport; vesicle fusion; exocytosis. Lineage: Eukaryota; Fungi; Ascomycota; Sordariomycetes; Hypocreales; Hypocreaceae.